AUGGAGGUAUUACCCAAAAAAGGAAAGAAGGCGUGUACUAUGUGCCGCCAGCAAAAGGCCAAGUGUGAUGUCUGGCGGGAUGAGACUAAAGCGUGUUCCCGAUGCCGAGACCGCAACCUCGAAUGCACCAUAGAUGACAGCUUCACAAGAGAGCACAAGCGUCGCCGAUACAUGGCAUUAGAACACGAGAAUAAGCGGUGGCGCCAACAACUACAGAGCUCACAGCAGUUGAACUCCGAUUCCGUGCCGAUUGCGUUGCCCACAGCGACAACGGAAUUAGGCGUCCCGGCCGUGCUGAAGUCAGAUGGUCAAGUGGACGAUUCGCAGGGUUUGCCGCUACCCUAUCCCCAAUAUCCUCUUGCACCAGCGAGCUCCACAUCGGGUGUGAUGAUGGGAGGGGAUGAUCCGACGAAGCCCCGUUCACUGAAAAGCCUUACCGUUACAGGCGCAGAGAUUGAUGACCUUUAUCAAUUAUUCUUCCAUCAUUAUGCCUCUUUCCUCCCGAUCCUCGAUGCGCAGACCAAGCCGAAUGCGUACUACGCGCAGUCUCCAUUCCUGUUCUGGGCCGUCAUCGGCGUAGCGAGUCGAUCAUAUUCCCGAAACCCGACUUUGCAGACUGCGCUGGCCCAGGAAGUCACGGAAAUGGCAUUUCUGUCGGUCAUGUCGACGUGCGCGCCGUGGCACAUCAUACAGGGACUAUUGCUCCUGCUGACAUGGCCGUUUCCCAAGGAGAAUCGCCCAGAUGUGACAUUUCCUCUCAGCGGCAUGCUUUUGCAUGUAGCGAUGCAAAAUGGGUUCCAUAUCCCGAUGUCGAGCCAUGAAUUUUCCCGGGCGAAGAUUCCGGCCCCAUCGGAGUUGGAUAUGGUCCGGCGCUCAGAGCUCUGGGCUCAUUGUGUGCUGGUGUACCAACGAUCUUGUGUGAUCAAAGGGCAGUCUCCGCAAAAUCUGUUCAGUUUGGCACAGGAUACCAUCCAACGCCAGGUACUAUUUGAUAAGAUUGCCCCGGAUCUGGUUCAGAAACUCAAGUGCCAGGAUGUCGUUGGGAGAUGCAGCGAGGCAGUUAUGGAGAAUGGAGUUCGUGCCAUGUCUCUGGACCAGGAGCUGGCUUUAGACAUUCUGCUGCGGAAGUAUGAGGGAGAGGUAGACGAUAUUGCACUGCAAGCCGUCGAUGACGAGAGGUAUCACAUUCUCCUUUGUCGUAUGUCAAUCCACAUUUUCCAUUUCUACAAAAAUCAAACCCUCGUCUCUAGUGGAUGUCUUCCACGUCUUAUCGCCACCGCUUGCAACUUGAUAGACUAUGUCCAAGCCUUUGCGGAUCGUAUGGGAGCUCUCUUCAUGGCGCCUAUUCAAAUAAGCUUCGGUCUGCUCCUGGCCUCGAUAUCACUGUUGCGAAUUCUCAAAAGUGAAUAUGCCUCUAGCGGACUCGAUACGAGCCGUGCCCAGGCGUCUUUCUUCGCCGCCAUCAAUUUGGCUAAGCAAAUAUCCACCGACAGAAGCGAUAUAGCUGCUAAAACGAUCACUCUCCUGACUCAACUCUGGAAUAGCAGCAAGGCAUUCCGCAAAUCCGAUGGCUCGGAAUAUACCGUACUUCGAAUUCGAAGUCGCUUGAUCCUCAGUCAGAUCUUGGAUGCAGUAUGGUGGUGGCGUGAUGAAUAUGACCCUAAUGCGCGCAUGAAGAUGCAAGCGUUGGAGUCUGUUGACGGUCCUUCCCGAACCAACAUGCUUCCAGGCAUUGAGGCAGGGCGUGCUAUGACGGGAACAGAUCCCGCUCGGGAGCCCGCUGGGGGAAUUACUCAGAACUUGGGUCAUUUGCAAGGAGAGUUCGAGAUCAACGAGGAUUACUUUACCAACUUUGAGUGGCUGAGUGAUGAAAUUUUCUCAUUUCCUCCGGAUUCAUUGUUAGCAACCAACUUACCGUGA
Molecule: messenger RNA, 1920 nt
Organism: Penicillium roqueforti
Lineage: Eukaryota; Fungi; Ascomycota; Eurotiomycetes; Eurotiales; Aspergillaceae
Product: putative C6 transcription factor (Leu3)
Exons: 7
Coding region: 1-1920 (639 amino acids)
Biological process (GO): DNA-templated transcription; regulation of DNA-templated transcription
Cellular component (GO): nucleus
Molecular function (GO): zinc ion binding; DNA-binding transcription factor activity, RNA polymerase II-specific; transcription cis-regulatory region binding
Source: RefSeq, a predicted model, not a curated record